Molecule: messenger RNA, 1970 nt
Organism: Cucumis melo (muskmelon)
Lineage: Eukaryota; Viridiplantae; Streptophyta; Magnoliopsida; Cucurbitales; Cucurbitaceae
Product: 4-coumarate--CoA ligase 1-like
Exons: 4
Coding region: 67-1707 (546 amino acids)
Molecular function (GO): CoA-ligase activity
Source: RefSeq, a predicted model, not a curated record
AGAAGAACAAUAAACCUUCAAGAAAAAAGAAAGUUAUCUGUUCUUCUUCUUCAAUUCGGCGUUGAAAUGGGAAUUGAAACAGUUGAGAAUGACGUUAUUUUCCGGUCAAAACUACCGGACAUCUACAUCCCAAAUCAUCUUCCUCUGCAUUCCUACUGCCUACAAGAAAACGCCGCCAAAAUAGGCCACCGAACUUGCUUAAUCAACGGCGUUACCGGCGAAUCCUUCACCUUCAACGACGUCGAUCUCACUGCACGCAAGGUCGCCUCCGGAUUAAACAAACUCGGCAUUACAAAACGCGACGUAAUCAUGCUCCUCCUCCCAAAUUCACCGGAGUUCGUCUUCGCUUUCCUCGGGGCCUCCCACCUCGGCGCAAUCAUGACGGCCGCAAACCCUUUCUUCACGGCAGCAGAAAUCGCAAAGCAAGCAAAAGGAUCAAAAGCAAAACUAAUCAUAACGCAAUCGUUCUACUACGAAAAGUUGAAGGAAAUAACAGAGGAAUUGCCAGAGGUUAAAAUCAUGACCGUCGAUUCUCCUCACGAUGGUUGUUUAUGGUUCGGUGAUCUAAUUAAAGCCGACGAAAGAGAGAUUCCGAGGGUGGAAAUCGACCCAGAUGACGUGGUUGCGCUGCCGUAUUCGUCGGGAACGACGGGAUUGCCAAAGGGAGUGAUGCUUACACAUAAAAGUUUGGUUACGAGUGUGGCUCAGCAAGUGGAUGGGGAAAAUCCAAAUCUGUAUUAUGGAAAUGAGGAUGUGAUUCUGUGUGUUUUGCCGUUGUUUCAUAUUUAUUCUUUGAAUUCAGUUUUGCUGUGUGGAUUAAGAGCUGGAAGUACCAUUUUGAUUAUGCCCAAAUUUGAGAUCGGUUUGCUUUUGCAAUUGGUGGAGAAAUAUGGAGUUACCGUGGCGCCCAUCGUGCCGCCCAUCGUUCUGGCUAUUGCAAAGUCGCCGGAGCUAGAGAAGUAUGACCUUUCGUCGAUCAGAGUUAUUAAAUCCGGCGGUGCACCGCUUGGGAAGGAGCUUGAAGAUACCGUAAGAGCCAAGUUUCCUAAGGCUGUGCUUGGACAGGGAUACGGAAUGACGGAGGCGGGUCCAGUACUAACAAUGGGAUUAGCAUUUGCAAAGGAACCGUUUCCGAUGAAACCAGGCGCCUGCGGCACCGUCGUCAGAAACGCCGAGAUGAAGAUCGUCGACACCGAAACCGGCAGUUCCUUGCCUCGUAACACGCCGGGAGAGAUCUGCAUCAGAGGCGAUCAAAUCAUGAAAGGCUAUCUCAACAAUCCGGAGGCAACGGCGGCCACAAUCGACAAGGAUGGGUGGUUGCACACCGGGGAUAUCGGAUUCAUCGACGAAGAUGACGAGCUGUUCAUUGUGGAUCGGUUGAAGGAACUGAUUAAGUACAAGGGAUUUCAAGUGGCUCCGGCGGAACUGGAAGCUCUGUUGUUGACUCAUCCGGUCAUCUCUGAUGCCGCCGUUGUUCCAAUGAAAGAUGAACAAGCUGGAGAAGUUCCGGUCGCGUUCGUUGUGAAAUUGAAGAAUUCUGAAGCCACUGAAGAUGAAAUUAAACAAUUUAUUUCAAAACAGGUAGUUUUCUACAAAAAGAUAAACCGGGUGUUUUUCAUAGACGCAAUUCCCAAAUCGCCCUCGGGAAAGAUCUUGAGGAAGGAGUUGAGGGCAAAGUUGGCAGCUGCAUUUCCAAAUUCUAAUUAACUCUCUCUCUCUCUUCUUAAUUUCACAACACACACACACACACUCAAUGCUGCUAAUGAUGAUGUAAGUUCUUCUUCUUCUUCAUUUUUUUUUUAAAUUUUAAUUUUUAAUUUUCCCUCUUGUUGUUUACUUGUUCAUUUGGAAAACAAGAAAGUUGUAUUUUACAUUGGAAUUUGUUGUACUUGUAUGCAACUAUCUAAAGACCAAGCUCUAUAUAUACAUAAUAUAUAAAGAAGGUGACUUAUUUCGAGUUUCGACUCGUA